AUCAAUGUAAAUAAAAUGUUCCACUUUUCCUUGCUCUUUCAGAACAGGUACGGGGAAGCUUUGAAAUUGGGGAUGGAGUUUCUCGAGGAGAAGGGAAAAGCGGUGCUGGGUCUUCGAGGGCCGAGGAAACAUCGGCACCGGAUAGUACGAGAGAAGGUACUGGACACCCUGAACACUUACGUGGACAAGACUCUGGAGUCUGGAGACAGUAUUAGUUACCAUGAGGCCCUUCCGUCCAUAAUCAACCAUUGUGUGCAGCUGGACCAGAAAGAGCUGCUGUUCACCAAGGUCUGGGACGGCCUGUACUGUGACCCUGGCGCCAGAGCCAUCUACCUGCAGAGUCUGGAGGCUGUGGUGUUGGAGGGUAAGCUGAGCUCUGUACCUCCGGAGAUCAUGCAGCAGCUGGUCAAGCAGUUGGAGCAGAUGGAGAAGUGGCAGGUGCUGGAGAGGUGCGUGUUGGCUGUGGACAUUGUUGGUAUAGACAUAGAACAGGUGCUAGUGUUGUACUUGGCCACAAAUACCUGUACUGUGUACGAUGCAGGUGCUGGAGAGGUGCAUGUUGGCUGUGUACAUUGUUGGUAUAGACAUAGAACAGGUGCUAGUGUUGUACUUGGCCACAAAUACCUGUACUGUGUACGAUGCAGGUGCUGGAGAGGUGCAUGUUGGCUGUGUACAUUGUUGGUGCUGGAGAGGUGCGUGUUGGCUGUGUACAUUGUUGGUAUAGACAUAGAACAGGUGCUAGUGUUGUACUUGGCCACAAAUACCUGUACUGUGUACGAUGCAGGUGCUGGAGAGGUGCAUGUGCUGGAGAGGUGCGUGUUGGCUGUGUACAUUGUUGGUAUAGACAUAGAACAGGUGCUAGUGUUGUACUUGGCCACAAAUACCUGUACUGUGUACGAUGCAGGUGCUGGAGAGGUGCUGGAGAGGUGCGUGUUGGCUGUGGAUAUUGUCUGUAUAGACAUAGAACAGGUGCUAGUGUUGUACUUGGCCACAAAUACCUGUACUGUGUACGAUGCAGGUGCUGGAGAGGUGCUGGAGAGGUGCAUGUUGGCUGUGAACAUCGUUGGUAUAGACAUAGAACAGGUGCUAGUGUUGUACUUGGCCACAAAUACCUGUACUGUGUACGAUGCAGGUGCUGGAGAGGUGCUGGAGAGGUGCAUGUUGGCUGUGAACAUUGUUGGUAUAGACAUAGAACAGGUGCUAGUGUUGUACUUGGCCACAAAUACCUGUACUGUGUACGAUGCAGGUGCUGGAGAGGUGCAUGUGCUGGAGAGGUUGCCGCGGCGUGAGGGCCUGGCCCCGGUUGUUGGCUGUGUGCUGGAGAGGUGCAUGUUGGCUGUGAACAUUGUUGGUAUAGACAUAGAACAGGUGCUAGUGUUGUACUUGGCCACAAAUACCUGUACUGUGUACGAUGCAGGUGCUGGAGAGGUGCUGGAGAGGUGCGUGUUGGCUGUGGACAUUGUCUGUAUAGACAUAGAACAGGUGCUAGUGUUGUACUUGGCCACAAAUACCUGUACUGUGUACGAUGCAGGUGCUGGAGAGGUGCUGGAGAGGUGCGUGUUGGCUGUGGACAUUGUCUGUAUAGACAUAGAACAGGUGCUAGUGUUGUGUCGACAACACGAUCUCCACGAUGCUCUCAUAUCCGUAUGGAACAGAGCGAUGCUGGAUUACACCAGUCCCAUACACGAGUUGGUGCCGCUUCUGCAGACGUUGCUCGAUCAAGGUGAGGUGGAACGGGGACGUUGCCUUGGAAACCGACUGCUGGUAUACCUCAGCUGCUGCCUGUCAGGACGGGGAUAUCCCCAUGGGGAUCUCCCUCCCAGCUCCGUGGAGACAGUGAGGCAACAAGUAUUCAAGGCCCUCUGCAGCCAGCAUACUGUCAAUGCCACGGACUCCGAAGUUUGCUACCCCUUCCUUAGAAUUCUGCUGCAGUUUGAUACUCGCGAGUUCCUGAAUGCUUUGGCGAUUGCGUUCGAAGAUCCUCAAUUUUCAUCACAACUGCGUCAGAGAUUGGUCAACAUCCUGAUUCAAGUUAUGGUGGAGGGGGAGGGUUUUGCUUCAACGCAGGUGGGGUGGCUCUUCACGUUUCUUGCCAGUCAGCUGUCGCGCUCGCACUGUGUGCUCCGCGUGGACACCAAGCUGUUUGAGCGCGUGGUGGCACAUCUCACUGCGCCAGGCCAGGACAGCACUCACAGCGAGCGCCAAGCUGCGUUCAGUCAGCUGAUGGCGGCCGGAGGGCUGGCACAUUACACUCACCAGGACCUGCUCGCGCUCGCACGCUCGGCAGAGUUCUAUCAGGUGUGCGCCACUCUACACGAGCGUAGGGGCGAACACCGGCAGGUACUCAAGUGCUAUCUGCUGGACAACGGCAGGAAACACAGGGUGUUCAACUACAUAGAGCAGUCUUCGCACAAGUCCGACCUGCAGUCCGCGGUUUCUGACAACAUUGACGGUCUGUUGGACAUAGACGCGACAGAGACAGGCCACAUGGUGCAGAGACAUUUCUCCCAGAUCAUUCCUGACAUUGUCCCUCUUCUGUCGGACAAGCAGCUCUACCUGUUCCUCAAGGGUGUUCUGUUGGAGGGGGAGCUGGAACCACCUCUGAUGACCAGGUACUUUGUGCUGACUUGCCAUCUAGAUCCAGAGCUGGCCUUACCUCUGGUGCAGGCUAACAAGAACAUCCAACUUGACCAGGCUAUCCAGGCCUCAACCGAGCAAGGGCUGGACGAAGUAACAGCAGUAUUAUUGGAGCGUUCCGGAGACCUCCAGGGGGCCUUCGACCUCCUGCUCAACAGGCUUCACUCUUCCAUGGACAAGGGAGAACCGCUAGAAUCUCAGAUGCAAGAGUUGGUUGGGUUGGCACACCGAGGGAACAACGUCAUGGACCCUCGUAAAUCCUGGCUCCCUCUUCUGCAGUGUUUGCUCAAGCUCAACUCUCACGAGAUGCUGAGGCAGGUGCUGAGUAACACGGAUCUGAACCUGGCCUCAGAGUUACACCUGCUGCUGGAGCACACCAACGGCACUCUGGGCCAGUUGCGGCCUCUCAUCAUGGGACUGUUCGAAAAGUGCGUACACGAGAAGGCGAUGUUGCGGACGACGGUCCAGCUGCAGUACCAGGACUUGCACAGUCAGCUGCAGAAAGUCCUGCAAGACUCGCGGAGGGGUCAGCUGGUACCAUCUAGCUGUUCGACAUGCCAGUACACGCUGCAUUCCACCCUGCAUCUCUUCAGAUGUGGGCACAUAUUCCACGUAGACUGUUUGGCCUCUCCGAGUCAUUAUAAUGAGUGCUAUAAACCUGAAGUUCCAGGUUAACCAAUGAUAUUAUCUCGUCACUACUUGACACAAUCUAUUUGUUA
Molecule: messenger RNA, 3356 nt
Organism: Homalodisca vitripennis (glassy-winged sharpshooter)
Lineage: Eukaryota; Metazoa; Arthropoda; Insecta; Hemiptera; Cicadellidae
Product: vacuolar protein sorting-associated protein 8 homolog
Biological process (GO): protein targeting to vacuole; endosomal vesicle fusion
Cellular component (GO): late endosome; HOPS complex
Source: RefSeq, a predicted model, not a curated record